AUGGAAGACCUGAAUCGGAUUCUCGAAAAAUUCACCGACCCAUCGACGGGGUCUUUACACGGCGCGGUCUUCAUUGCUAUUGACCGUUCAGGGAAAGCACUUUACAAUCACGCUACCGGAAAAGCGACUUUUGACACACAAAAUGCAUCUGUUGUGAACCAAGACUCGCUAUGUUGGAUUGCAUCCAUGACCAAACUAGCAACAGCAGUAGCUGUUAUGCAGCUGGUUGAACGGGGCAUUGUCUCAUUAGACGAUGAUGCUCGCGAAAUAGUUCCUGAGCUCAGAGAUAUCGAAGUUUUCGUAGAUAGCAAUGCUCAGGGUUCAUGUAUGACAGGUCGUCGGCAUUACUUCAAAAAUGGUCAGAAUCCAGAGGUCGAACAACACAUACCUUUUCUGGAAGUUUGGAAGGAUAUACACAUCCGCUCAUGUUCCAGCCGGGAACAUCAUGGGCUUAUGGUGGUGGAAUAG
Messenger RNA from Penicillium nucicola, 468 nucleotides. RefSeq lists its product as uncharacterized. The transcript has 4 exons. NCBI's taxonomy places the organism in Eukaryota, Fungi, Ascomycota, Eurotiomycetes, Eurotiales, Aspergillaceae. Bases 1 to 468 code for a protein of 155 amino acids. The record is from RefSeq and is a predicted model, not a curated record.